Messenger RNA from Cavia porcellus (domestic guinea pig), 14099 nucleotides. RefSeq names its product CUB and Sushi multiple domains 1 (gene Csmd1). The record is from RefSeq and is a predicted model, not a curated record. The transcript has 70 exons. NCBI's taxonomy places the organism in Eukaryota, Metazoa, Chordata, Mammalia, Rodentia, Caviidae. Bases 592 to 11286 code for a protein of 3564 amino acids.
CCUGCGCGCUGACGAGCCAGCGCAGCGCGGUGCGGGGAGCCCCAGGCCCCGCGGGGCUGUGUCUGGAAUUGCACCCUGCCCAGCCUUGGUCCCCUCUCUGUGGGUAGGGAUGGUUGAGUCCAGCCGCCACGGCAGCGGCUCCUUGCGCCGCUAGCAGCCCGUCUUCUGCGCUCCCCGCCUUCCCUUCCCUCUACCGCCCGGCUCUCCUCCGCGCCCCUCCCGCGUCUCCCACUCGCGGGCGCGCUCUCCAGCUGCCUCCUCUCGCUCUCCUGGCUGCGCGCGCUCCUCUCCCCGCCUCCCCUCCCGCAGCCUCGCCGCCUUGGUGCCUUCCUGCCUGGCUCGGCCGGCCCCGCCGCCCGAUCUCGGCCCGGAGCAGCUCAGCCCCGCAGUGGCUCGGAACCGAUGCUAGAAGAGGGACGCGAGCCGGGCGCCCAGAGCUGCAGGAGGCGUCUGAUGCGCGGCCGACGGCGUCCGGACCGGGAUCGUUCUCCGGCUCGCCUUGCCCUCCGGUGAAUCUCGGGCUGCGUCCGUGGCCUCGCCGCGCCUCCUCGGAGAAGCGCCCAGCGUCGUGCGCGUGGAAUAGCUGCAGACAUGACCGCGCGGAGGAGACGCGAGUCGCCGCUGCUGCUUCUGCUGCCGGCGGCUCUGUGCGCCGGGCUCCUCGCUGCAGCGAAGGGUCAGAACUGCGGGGGCUUGGUCCAGGGCCCCAAUGGGACCAUCGAGAGCCCGGGCUUCCCUCAUGGCUAUCCCAACUACGCCAACUGCACGUGGAUCAUUGUCACGGGCGAGCGCAACCGCAUCCAGCUGUCCUUCCACACCUUCGCGCUGGAGGAGGACUUCGACAUCCUGUCGGUCUACGACGGGCAGCCGCAGCAGGGCAACCUGAAAGUGAGGUUGUCGGGAUUUCAGCUCCCCUCCUCUAUAGUGAGCACGGGAUCCAUCCUCACCCUCUGGUUCACCACCGACUUCGCGGUGAGCGCCCAGGGCUUCAAGGCACUGUACGAAGUUUUGCCUAGCCACACAUGUGGAAAUCCUGGGGAAAUACUGAAAGGCAUUCUCCAUGGAACAAGAUUCAACAUAGGAGACAAGGUCCGGUACAGCUGCCUCCCAGGCUACAUCCUGGAGGGGCACGCCAUCCUUACCUGCAUCGUCAGCCCGGGGAAUGGCGCAUCCUGGGACUUCCCGGCCCCGUUCUGCAGAGCCGAAGGUGCCUGUGGAGGCACCCUGCGGGGGACCAGCAGCACCAUAUCCAGUCCACACUUCCCCUCUGAGUACGAGAACAAUGCUGACUGCACCUGGACUGUCCUUGCCGAGCCGGGGGACACCAUUGCAUUGGUCUUCACCGACUUCCAGCUGGAGGAUGGGUACGACUUCCUGGAGAUCAGCGGCACAGAAGCACCAUCCAUAUGGCUGACAGGCAUAAACCUUCCCUCCCCUGUCAUCAGCAGCAAGAACUGGCUGCGCCUCCACUUCACCUCGGACAGCAACCAUCGGCGCAAGGGCUUCAGUGCUCAGUUCCAAGUGAAAAAGGCAAUUGAGCUGAAGUCAAGGGGAGUCAAGAUGCUGCCCAGCAAGGACAGCAACCACAAGAACUCUGUCCUGAGUCAAGGAGGCGUCUCUUCAGCGUCUGACAUGUGCCCAGACCCGGGGAUUCCAGAGAAUGGCAGAAGAGUGGGCUCUGACUUCAGGGUUGGUGCCAAUGUGCAGUUCUCCUGUGAGGACAAUUAUGUGAUCCAGGGAUCCAAGGCCAUCACGUGCCAGAGAGUGACCGAGACGCUGGCAGCAUGGAGUGACCACCGGCCCAUCUGCCGAGCAAGGACAUGUGGGUCCAAUCUGCGCGGGCCCAGCGGCGUCAUCACCUCCCCCAACUACCCGGUUCAGUAUGAAGACAAUGCACACUGUGUGUGGGUGAUCACCACUGCCGACCCGGACAAGGUCAUCAAGCUUGCCUUUGAAGAGUUUGAGUUGGAAAGGGGGUACGACACGCUAACCGUGGGCGAUGCCGGGAAAGUGGGGGACACGAGAUCCGUUCUGUAUGUGCUCACAGGCUCCAGCGUCCCUGACCUCAUCGUGAGCAUGAGCAACCAGAUGUGGCUGCACCUGCAGUCUGAUGACAGCAUCGGCUCACCUGGCUUUAAGGCUGUUUACCAAGAAAUCGAAAAGGGUGGCUGCGGUGACCCCGGAGUCCCUGCCUAUGGGAAGCGGACUGGCAGCAGCUUCCUCCACGGGGACACACUCACUUUCGAAUGCCAGGCAGCUUUCGAGCUGGUGGGCGAGAGGGUCAUCACCUGCCAGCAGAAUAACCAGUGGUCAGGCAACAAGCCCAGCUGUGUGUUCUCCUGCUUCUUCAACUUCACGGCAUCCUCUGGCAUCAUUCUCUCGCCCAAUUACCCUGAGGAGUACGGCAACAACAUGAACUGUGUGUGGCUGAUUAUCUCAGAGCCGGGGAGCAGAAUCCACCUCAUCUUCAAUGAUUUCGAUGUGGAACCUCAGUUUGACUUCCUUGCAGUCAAAGAUGAUGGCAUUUCUGAUGUAACUGUCCUUGGCACCUUUUCUGGUAACGAAGUGCCUGCCCAGCUGGCCAGCAGUGGGCAUAUAGUGCGCCUGGAGUUCCAGUCCGACCACUCCACCACCGGCAGAGGGUUCAACAUCACCUACACCACAUUUGGGCAAAACGAAUGCCAUGACCCAGGCAUCCCUAUAAAUGGGCGGCGUUUUGGUGACAGGUUCCUACUUGGGAGCUCUGUUUCCUUCCACUGUGAAGAUGGAUUUGUGAAGACCCAGGGGUCAGAGUCGAUCACCUGCAUCUUGCAGGAUGGGAAUGUGGUGUGGAGCUCCACUGUGCCACGCUGUGAAGCCCCCUGCGGCGGACAUCUGACAGCCUCCAGUGGGGUCAUUUUGCCUCCCGGAUGGCCAGGCUAUUACAAAGAUUCUUUGAACUGUGAAUGGAUCAUUGAAGCAAAACCUGGACAUUCCAUCAAAAUAACCUUCGACAGGUUCCAGACAGAAGUCAACUACGACACCCUGGAGGUCAGGGACGGCCCCGCUAGCUCUUCGCCCCUGAUCGGAGAGUACCACGGCACGCAGGCACCCCAGUUCCUCAUCAGUACCGGCAACUACAUGUACCUGCUUUUCAGCACUGACAGCAGCCGCGCCAGCGUGGGCUUCCUCAUCCACUAUGAGAGUGUGACUCUCGAGUCCGACUCCUGCCUGGAUCCAGGCAUCCCUGUGAACGGCCAUCGGCACGGCAGUAACUUUGGCAUCCGGUCCACAGUGACCUUCAGCUGUGACCCCGGGUACACCCUGAGUGAUGAGGAGCCCCUGGUCUGCGAGAGGAACCAUCAGUGGAAUCACGCAUUGCCCAGCUGCGAUGCGCUCUGUGGAGGCUACAUCCAGGGGAAGAGUGGAACCGUCCUUUCUCCUGGGUUUCCAGACUUUUAUCCCAACUCCCUCAACUGCACGUGGACCAUUGAGGUGUCUCAUGGGAAGGGGGUGCAGAUGAUCUUCCACACCUUCCACCUGGAGAGCUCCCACGACUUCCUCCUGAUCACCGAGGAUGGCAGCUUCUCCCAGCCGGUGGCCAGGCUCACGGGCUCAGUGCUGCCCCACACCAUCAAGGCCGGCUUGUUCGGAAACUUCACUGCCCAGCUGCGCUUCAUUUCAGACUUUUCUAUUUCCUACGAGGGCUUCAACAUCACCUUUUCAGAGUACGACCUGGAGCCCUGUGACGACCCCGGAGUCCCUGCAUUCAGCCGCAGAAUCGGCUUCCACUUCGGCGUGGGGGACGCCCUGACCUUCUCCUGCUUCCCAGGCUACCGCCUGGAAGGUGCGGCCAAGCUUACUUGCCUGGGCGGGGGCCGCCGUGUGUGGAGUGCACCUCUGCCAAGGUGUGUGGCUGAAUGUGGAGCAAGCGUCAAAGGCAAUGAAGGAACAUUACUGUCUCCAAAUUUCCCAUCCAAUUAUGAUAAUAACCACGAAUGUAUCUAUAAAAUAGAAACGGAAGCCGGCAAGGGAAUCCACCUCCGAGCUCGGAGUUUUCAGCUGUUUGAAGGAGAUACUCUGAAGGUGUAUGAUGGAAAAGACAGCUCGUCGCGCCCGCUGGGAACCUUCACGAGGAAUGAGCUGCUGGGGCUCCUCCUCAACAGCACCUCCAACCACCUGUGGCUGGAGUUCAACACCAACGGCUCGGGCACGGACCUCGGCUUCCAGCUGACCUACACCAGCUUUGAUCUGGUCAAGUGCGAAGACCCUGGAAGCCCCAACUAUGGAUACCGGAUCCGCGACGAGGGCCACUUCACGGACACUGUGGUCCUGUACAGUUGCAACCCGGGCUAUGCCAUGCAUGGCAGCAGCACCCUCACCUGUCUCAGUGGGGACCGGAGGGUGUGGGACAAGCCGGUGCCCUCCUGUGUAGCGGAAUGUGGAGGUCACAUCCACACAGCUACCUCUGGACGGAUCUUGUCCCCUGGCUACCCGGCCCCGUAUGACAACAACCUGCACUGUACCUGGACCGUGGAAGCUGACCCAGGAAGGACCAUCAGCCUGCACUUCAUCGUUUUUGACACAGAGCUGGCACACGACAUCCUCAAGGUGUGGGACGGCCCUGUGGACAGUGACAUCCUCCUGAAGGAGUGGAGCGGCUCGGCGCUGCCGGAGGACAUCCACAGCACCUUCAACUCGCUCACGCUGCAGUUCGACAGCGACUUCUUCAUCAGCAAGUCGGGCUUCUCCAUCCAGUUCUCAACUUCAGUUGCAUCCACCUGCAAUGAUCCAGGGAUGCCCCAGAACGGCACCCGCUAUGGAGACAGCCGGGAGCCAGGGGACACCCUCACCUUCCAGUGUGACCCAGGGUACCAGCUCCAAGGACAAGCCAAGGUCACCUGUGUGCAGCUCAACAACCGGUUCUUCUGGCAGCCGGACCCACCCACAUGCAUAGCUGCCUGCGGCGGGAACUUGACUGGCCCUUCCGGAGUCAUUCUGUCCCCUAACUACCCACAGCCCUACCCUCCAGGCAAGGAGUGUGACUGGAGAGUGAAGGUGAACCCCGACUUCGUCAUCGCCUUAAUAUUCAGAAGCUUCAACAUGGAACCCAGCUAUGACUUCCUGCACAUCUACGAGGGCGAGGACUCCAACAGCCCGCUGGUCGGGAGCUUCCAGGGCUCCCAAGCCCCGGACAGAAUCGAGAGCAGCGGGAACAGCCUUUUCUUGGCCUUCCGGAGUGACGCCUCCGUGGGCUUGUCAGGGUUUGCCAUUGAGUUUAAAGAGAAGCCCCGGGAAGCCUGCUUCGACCCUGGGAACAUAAUGAACGGAACCCGAGUUGGCACCGAUUUCAAACUGGGCUCUACCGUCACCUAUCAGUGUGACUCUGGCUACAGGAUCGUGGAGCCCUCAUCCAUCACCUGUGUGAUCGGAACUGAUGGGAAGCCCUCCUGGGAUCAUGUCCUGCCCUCCUGCAGAGCUCCGUGUGGAGGCCAGUAUUCGGGAUCCGAAGGCGUGGUCCUGUCACCCAACUACCCCCACAACUACACCGCGGGCCAGGUGUGCCUCUACACAAUCACCGUGCCGAAGGAGUUCGUGGUGUUCGGACAGUUCGCCUCCUUCCAGACGGCACUCAGCGACAUGGCAGAGUUGUUUGAUGGAGCCCAGCCCCAGGCCAGACUGCUCAGCUCCCUCUCCGGGUCCCACUCAGGUGAGACGUUGCCGUUAGCCACAUCAAACCAAAUUCUUCUUCGAUUCAGUGCGAAUAGUGGUGCAUCAGCCAGAGGCUUCCACUUCCUGUAUCAAGCUGUGCCCAGAACCAGCGACACCCAGUGCAGCUCUGUCCCUGAGCCCAGGUAUGGGCGGAGGAUUGGAUCUGAGUUCUCAGCCGGCUCUAUCGUGCGAUUUGAGUGCAGCCCCGGGUACCUGCUCCAGGGGUCCUCUGCCAUCCGCUGCCAGUCAGUGCCCAACGCGUUGGCACAGUGGAAUGACACCAUCCCAAGCUGUGUGGUUCCCUGCAGCGGCAACUUCACCCAGCGGAGGGGCACCAUCCUGUCCCCUGGCUACCCAGAGCCCUAUGGCAACAACCUGAACUGCGUGUGGAGGAUCCUGGUGACAGAGGGCUCCGGGAUUCAGAUCCAGGUGAUCAGCUUCGCCACGGAGCAGAACUGGGACUCGCUGGAGAUACACGACGGUGGGGAUGUGAGCGCCCCGAGGCUGGGCAGCUUCUCAGGAACCACAGUGCCCGCCCUGCUGAACAGCACCUCCAAUCAGCUCUACCUGCAUUUCCAGUCUGACAUCAGCGUGGCUGCGGCUGGCUUCCACCUGGAGUACAAAACGGUGGGUCUCGCUGCAUGCCAGGAACCAGCGCUCCCCAGCAACGGCAUCAAACUCGGGGACCGCUACAUGGUGAACGACGUGCUCUCCUUCCAGUGUGAGCCGGGGUACACCUUGCAGGGCCGCUCCCACAUCUCCUGCAUGCCUGGGACGGUGCGUCGCUGGAAUUACCCAUCGCCGCUCUGCAUUGCCACCUGUGGAGGGAUGCUCACUGACCCUGGGGGUGUGAUCUUGAGCCCCGGCUUUCCCGGCUCCUACCCCAACAACCUGGACUGCACCUGGAAGAUCUCACUGCCCAUCGGCUAUGGUACCCACAUCCAGUUUCUGAAUUUCUCCACCGAAGCAAACCAUGACUACCUGGAGGUUCAGAACGGGCCCUACCCCACCAGCCCAAUGAUCGGGCAGUUCAGCGGCCCCGACCUGCCCUUGUCCCUGCUCAGUACAACACAUGAGACGCUCAUCCGCUUCUACAGUGACCACUCACAGAACCGGCAAGGGUUCAAACUCACCUACCAAGCCUAUGAGUUACAGAAUUGCCCGGACCCGCCCCCCUUCCAGAAUGGGUACAUGGUCAACUCUGACUACAGCGUGGGCCAGUCCAUCUCAUUUGAGUGCUACCCGGGGUACAUCCUCAUAGGGCACCCCGUCCUCACCUGUCAGCACGGGACCAACAGAAACUGGAACCACCCCUUCCCACGGUGUGAUGCUCCGUGUGGGUAUAAUGUGACGUCCCAGAAUGGAACCAUUUAUUCCCCCGGCUUUCCUGACGAGUACCCCAUCCUGAAGGACUGCCUCUGGCUGAUCACCGUCCCGCCAGGGCAUGGAGUGUACAUCAACUUCACUUUGCUGCAGACAGAGGCUGUGAACGAUUACAUUGCUGUCUGGGACGGCCCGGACCAGAAUGCACCCCAGCUGGGCGUGUUCAGCGGGAACACGGCGCUGGAGACAGCGUACAGCUCCACCAACCAGGUCCUGCUCAGGUUCCACAGUGACUUCUCCAACGGAGGCUUCUUCGUGCUCAAUUUUCACGCAUUCCAGCUCAAGAAGUGCCCCCCGCCCCCCGCAGUCCCCCACGCAGACAUGCUGACUGAGGAUGAGGACUUUGAAAUAGGAGAUUUUGUGAAGUACCAGUGCCACCCCGGGUAUACUCUGUCGGGGCGCGACACACUGACCUGCAAGCUCAGUGCCCAGCUGCAGUUCGAAGGCGUGGCUCCCACCUGUGAAGCACAGUGCCCGGCGAAUGAGAUCCGGACUGAGUCCUCCGGAGUAAUCCUUAGCCCUGGAUACCCCGGCAACUAUUUUAACUCCCAGACUUGCUCCUGGAGCAUUAAAGUGGACCCGAGCUUUAACAUCACCAUCUUUGUGGACAGCUUUCAAAGUGAGAAGCAGUUUGAUUCCCUGGAAGUGUUUGAUGGCUCCUCUGGGCAGAGUCCUCUGCUCGUGAUCUUAAGCGGAAACCACAGUGAGCAGUCAAACUUCACCAGCCGGGGCCACCAGCUCUUCCUGCGCUGGUCCACAGACCAUGCGACCAGCAAGAGAGGCUUCAGGAUCCGCUACACAGCCCCGUACUGCAGCCUGAGCUCCACGCUGAAGAACGGCGGAGUCGUGAACAGGACGGUGGGGGCAGUUGGGAGUACAGUGCGGUACUUCUGCAAGCCUGGGUACCGCAUGGUGGGUCCCAGCAAUGCCACCUGCGUCCGGAGCCCCAUGGGCAUGUACCAGUGGGAUUCCCUCACACCCAUCUGCCAGGCUGUGUCCUGCGGCAUCCCAGAGGCCCCAGGAAACGGCUCCUUCACGGGCAACGAGUUCACGCUGGACAAUAAAGUCAUGUACGAAUGUAACGAGGGCUUCAGGCUGGAAGCCAGUCAACAAGCAAGCGCGGUGUGUAGGGAAGAUGGCACAUGGAGCAACAGAGGGAAGACGCCUGCUUGCAAACCGGUGCUGUGCCCCAGCAUCGAGGCGCAGCUGUCUGAACACAUCCUCUGGAGGCUGGUGUCCGGGUCACUGAAUGAGUAUGGGGCCCAGGUCCUGCUGAGCUGCAGCCCUGGCUACUACUUAGAGGGCCGCAGGCUGCUCCAGUGCCAAGCCAACGGGACCUGGAACACGGGAGACGAGAGGCCUCGCUGCAGAGUGAUCUCAUGUGGCAGCCUGUCCUUUCCCCCGAACGGUAACAAGAUCGGCACUCUGACGGUGUUCGGGGCCACCGCCAUCUUCACCUGCAACACGGGCUACACCCUGGUGGGCUCGCACGUGCGCGAGUGCUUGGCCAACGGCCUCUGGAGCGGCUCUGAGACAAGAUGUCUGGCUGGCCACUGCGGCUCCCCAGACCCCAUCGUGAAUGGCCACAUCAGCGGGGACGGCUUCAGCUACAGGGACACGGUGGUCUACCAGUGCAAUCCCGGCUUCCGGCUAGUGGGGACUUCCGUCAGGAUCUGCCUGCAGGACCACAAAUGGUCUGGGCAGACCCCCGUCUGUGUCCCAAUCACCUGUGGACACCCUGGAAACCCUGCCCAUGGGGUCACCAAUGGCAGUGAGUUCAACCUGAACGACCUGGUGAACUUCACCUGCGACACGGGCUACCUGCUGCAGGGUUCCUCACGCGCCCAGUGCCGGAGCAACGGGCAGUGGAGCAGCCCCCUGCCCACCUGCAGAGUGGUGAACUGUUCAGACCCAGGCUUCGUGGACAACGCCGUUCGGCAUGGGCCGCAGAGUUUCCCUGAGAGCUUCGAGUACGGCACAAGUGUCCUGUAUCAUUGCAAGAAGGGCUUCUACCUGCUGGGCUCCUCAGCCUUGACCUGCAUGGCGAGUGGCUUGUGGGACCGCUCUCUGCCCACCUGCCUGGCCAUCUCGUGCGGGCACCCUGGGGUCCCUGCCAACGCUGUGCUGACCGGGGAGCUGUUCACCUAUGGGGCCAGGGUGCAGUACUCCUGCAAGGGCGGCCAGAGUCUCACGGGCAACAGCACGCGUAUCUGCCAGGAGGAUAGCCACUGGAGCGGGGCCCUGCCACACUGCUCAGGAAGCAGUCCUGGGUUUUGUGGGGACCCAGGGACCCCCGCACACGGCUCUCGGCUUGGAGAUGAGUUUAAGACCAAGAGUCUCCUGCGCUUCUCCUGCGAGAUGGGCUACCAGCUACGGGGCUCGGCAGAGCGGAUGUGCCUGCCCAACGGGUCCUGGUCAGGGGUGCAGCCUGCAUGUGAAGCCGUGUCCUGUGGGAACCCCGGCACCCCCACCAAUGGUCGGAUAGUGAGCAGUGAUGGUGUCCUCUUCUCCAGCUCCGUGGUCUACGCAUGCUGGGAGGGCUACAAGACCUCAGGGCUCACCACGCGCCACUGCACGGCCAAUGGGACCUGGACCGGCACUGCUCCAGACUGCACAAUUAUCAGUUGUGGAGAUCCAGGCACGCUGCCCAACGGUGUCCAGUUUGGGACUGAUUUCACCUUCAACAAGACCGUGAGCUACCAAUGCAACCCCGGCUACCUGAUGGAGCCUGUUUCGGCCUGCGUCAUCCGCUGUACCAAAGACGGCACAUGGAACCAGAGCAAGCCUGUCUGCAAAGCUGUCCUGUGUGGCCAGCCCCCUGCAGUGCCCGAUGGGAAGGUGGAAGGCACCGACUUCCACUGGGGCGCCAGCAUCAGCUACAGCUGUGCAGACGGCUUCCAGCUCUCCCACUCCGCCAUCCUCUCCUGCGAAGGGCAUGGGGUGUGGAAAGGAGAGGUUCCCCAGUGCCUGCCCGUGUUCUGUGGAGACCCUGGGAUCCCAGCUGAGGGCCGGGUCAGCGGGAAGAGCUUCACGUUCAGGUCUGAGGUCUUCUUCCAGUGCAAGGCACCCUUCAUUCUGGUGGGGUCGUCACGGAGAACAUGCCAGGCCGACGGCACCUGGAGCGGCAUUCAGCCCACCUGCAUAGAUCCUGCACAUAACACCUGCCCAGAUCCUGGUACCCCACACUUUGGAAUCCAAAAUAGCUCUAGAGGAUAUGAGGUGGGCAGCACUGUCUUCUUCAGAUGCAGGAAAGGCUACCACGUCCAGGGCUCCACCACCCGCACCUGCCUGGCCAAUCUCACCUGGAGCGGCAUGCAGACGGAGUGCACCCCUCACGCCUGCAGACAGCCCGAAACCCCAGCGCAUGCCGACGUGCGAGCCAUCGAUCUUCCUACGUUUGGCUACACCCUGGUGUACACCUGCCACCCAGGGUUUUUCCUUGCUGGUGGUUCCGAACACAGGACAUGUAAAGCAGAUAUGAAAUGGACGGGGAAGUCACCUGUCUGUAAAAGUAAAGGAGUGAGAGAAGUUAAUGAAACAGUUACUAAAACUCCAGUUCCUUCUGAUGUAUUUUUCGCCAAUUCCGUGUGGAAAGGAUAUUAUGAAUAUUUAGGCAAGCGGCAGCCUGCCACUCUGACUGUUGACUGGUUCAAUGCCACUAGCAGCAAGGUGAACGCGACCUUCACGACAGCUCCGCAGGUACAGCUGGACCUCACAGGGGUCUACAAGAAGGAGGAGGCUCACCUGCUGCUGAAAGCAUUUCAGAUGAAAGGCCCAGUGGAUAUUUUUGUGAGCAAGUUUGAGAACGACAACUGGGGCCUGGAUGGCUACGUGUCCUCAGGACUGGAGAAGGAAGGAUUCACUUUCCAAGGCGACAUACAUGGGAAGGACUUCGGAAAAUUCAAGCUAGAAAGGCAAGAUCCUUCAAGUUCUGAUCAAGAUCCUUCAAAUCAGUACCACGGCACCAGCAGCGGCUCGGUGGCAGCUGCUAUCCUGGUUCCCUUCUUUGCUCUAAUCUUAUCAGGAUUUGCAUUUUACCUCUACAAACACAGAACAAGACCCAAAGUCCAAUACAAUGGCUAUGCAGGACACGAAAACAGCAACGGACAAGCUUCCUUCGAAAAUCCCAUGUAUGACACAAACUUAAAACCCACAGAAGCCAAGGCUGUGCGGUUUGACACGACUCUGAACACAGUGUGCACGGUGGUAUAGCCGCAGUGCUGGCCUGACCCAUAGCCAUACCUCUGAAGGACAAGCAGUACUUCCUUUGGUGCCAUAGACCACACUUCCUUCUCUCUCGCUCUGCUGCAGCACCUUCCUCCAUCGUCUCUGGGUCCUGAUGGGAGCCUCCACCUGCUCCUUGGGGAAGCGUCUCCUGAGGACCGGACUGCAGACAUGGAUUCCUAAGGUGUCUGCUGAGGCCCAGGCAUACUCCAGGGAGGAGUGUGAGCCCUGAGACAUGCCAAGUCUCGGGCCCAGAGCCCGCUCUCUGCGGCCCGGUGCCCUUCAGUGCAACCUCGGGGCACGCGAAGGCAUCCUCCUGGCACGGCGACCACAUGCUAGCUCCGCAGUCCGUGUUUUCACUUUCCUUUGACUCCCCACAGACACAGAUGCUUGAAAAGAAAAAGAAAGUUUUCCUGAGGAAGACACCUUUCCAACAGAUGUGCACACCUACAAACGCUUCUCUCUGUCCUUCCUGAGACCCAGCAAGCUUUGAGGACCUCACGGCUCCCAAAUGUCCACCACGAGGGACCUUUGCCAAUUUCCCAGCCAGCUUUCUAUUGCAGAAUUUUUGAUGCACAAUUUUUUGCACUAGGGUGUAAUGAAUGAUUGAGUAAGACUCUGAUAAAAAAUAAACUGAUCACACAGGGUUUAUACACACUCUGCGUUGUGCCAGCUACAUUUCCCACCAUUGGUUCCGUUGGAGUGCAGGAGAGUCCCCAAACCCAUGACAGAUUGAGAAAGGAAAAGCAGUGCGGAAGAAAUUCAGGUUUCCAUCGCUUCUACCAGCUCCAUGUGUUUUUAUACCCAUUGACAAUGUCCAACAACAAAACCAGAGGCCUUUUAUUUUCCAUGUUUCCUUCCUUUAGGAUUGUAGUGACCCAGGUUUUGUCUCUGAUGUACAUUGAGGCCAGGUGGCUUGUCACGAUUUCCAUUUGCCAUGUACAGAUGUGAAUAGUAAUUUAUUUUUAGGUAGCUCGCAAACCUGUGGGUCUUGGCUCGCAGUCCCGCCUUCCCUCUGGCACCAUCGUCUCCUUCCUUUUCCGUGCACGGCAGCACGGCAUGGUCAGGGCCGGCACGCUAGUGUGUGCCUCUCAUGGCGACCUGCUCUGUGCUUCUGUUUCCUGCUUUAGAAUUCCAGACAGGAAGACCGUUGCCGUGAUUCUACAAGCUUAAAUUCAUGACAGGUAGAAUUAUAAAGUGUGGAAUACAUAAAAUAUGUCAUGUUCCCCAAGUGGAUAAAAUGUUAAAACAUGGAUAGAUGUGACCAUGAGAAUGUUCUGUAACAAAUUUAAAGUGAAGAUCAUGUUUAUUUUUAUUUAUAAUUGUUUGAUAAAGGUAUUUUUGAACAGAUAUGCUUAUUUUAUUAUUUGAUGCUGAGGUACACACUCCACGCCAGGAAGGUCCCCUGAGCAUUCUACUUCCUGAAAGCCAGGUGCCACUGGCCUUGGUUUGCUGCAAGAUUGCGCAGGCCUUGCUUUGAAACAGGAGUAGGCCUCUGUGCAGUCUGCUUGUGAGUGCAGGGCCUUUCAGGUGACACAGGAAGCCUGGAGCCCACCGGGGGCCAGCCCAUCCCUCUGAAAGUCCUAUCCUGGGCUCCCUCUAUGAGCACCAGCUGCCCACUUCCGGUGAGCUAUGUACCCGAGUCCACACUGCUGGGUCCAAAUGGUGUGCUGCACUUGGGCACACGCUAUCGGGUCAAGCUCACCUGCGGGGACCUGUCUCUUGCCUGUCCAGGUCAAUCCAGUGAGGUCCACGGGAGCCACGCUCCUGAUGUGCACUGAGGCGAGGCGGCGGCAGUCAGAGGGCUGCUGUGUGCAAGGGAGAACAGGGUCACUAUGUACAUUCGGUGUAUAUAUAUAUACAUAGAGCUAUAUAUAUUGUACAUAUCUACGUUUGAUCACUCAGAACAGGUGCAAACUGCUGACUCGAGAGUCUGAUCAACUCCCUGUCCCCGGAUUCCCAACUUGCUUGCUGGUCAAUGACAGAACGAGCCCUGCAGUACCCGGAGGACACACACACACACACACACACACACACACACACACACACACAGGAGCCACAGGCAGGCACGGGGGUGGCUGCUGGGGCAUCUACCCUAGAUGCUCUGGAGCCAAGUCCUGGGGGCUGUCAGCUCCCGCCAAGGUGUGCAAUGUCUCGCUUGUCCCUUCCCCACCUCGAGUGCCCAGGUCAUGGGGUGGCCAGAUGUGCCUGCCCCUUGGGGCUGCAGCACAGAGUGGGGAGCGGCUGUGCGGCCACGGGUAUGGGCUUCAGACCUGUGUAGACUGCUGCUUGUCCCACAUCUUGCCUUCCUUCAGGCUAGCUGCAAUAAUUUUUUUUUCUUCUGUAAAAUAUUUUGUAAGCAACAACGUAAGAAGCUAUUAUGGAAAGGGGAAAAAGGAAGCUGGCGUCACGGUCAGGAAACCCAUCGCCACCCCCAUCACCCACACGCUGCUGUCACGAAGUAGGUGCAAAAGACCUUUUUGUACAGAGAUAUAUUUUUUAUGAAGAAUUUGUAAAAUUAUUAAAUAUGCUGUAAUUUUUUGAUUAAUGUAGGUAAAUUGUUAAAAAUGUUUUUACAAUACAAAACUGUAAUUUUCUCAAUAACGUAAAAUGUACCAUCUCUAGCUGAUUUUCAGUUCCAAUCCUAUUACACAUGUAUUAAUAUUAAAGUGGCCUGUUAAAAUGAACAGUAUCUUUUUUUGUCAAAAAAAUUAUAAAGAGAGUGUAACAUAGCCUGUGCAAUGCCACCUAUCUUUAAAGCAAAUCAGAGUUCUAAUUAAAUAUUUAAUUUUAGAUUUCUA